CGCGGUGUCCCCGCGGUGUCCCCGCGGCACCGACCCGUGCCCGUCCCGCAGGCGAGCAGGACGAGUCCCUGUGCCGCGGCUUCAUCUCGCAGCUGAAGGACCUGCGGCUGCAGCUGGAGAGCUGCGAGAGCCGCACGGUGCAGCGCCUGCGGCGGCCGCUGGGGCGGCGGCCGCUGGAGGGCGACGCGCUGCGCCAGUGCGCCCAGCGCCAGGCCGAGCAGCAGGAGACGCACCUGGAGCUGGAGGGCAUCCAGCAGGACCUGGGCAAGGUCAGCCAGCAGUCGGAGCAGGUGCUGGCGCAGCCGGAGCCGGCGGGCUCGGCGCCCGUGCUGCGCUCCGAGCUGGAGGUGACGCUGCGCAGGAUGGAGCAGGUGUACAGCCUGUCCAGCAUCUACCUGGAGAAGCUGAAGACCAUCGGGCUGGUGAUCCGCAGCACGCAGGGCGCCGAGGAGCUGCUGCGCAAGUACGAGGAGCAGCUGAAGGACGUGCAGGCGGUGCCGGCCCACCUGGCCGAGCUGGAGGCCAGCAAGGCCGAGCUGAAGCGGCUGCGGGCCGAGGCCGAGGGCCAGCAGCCCUUCUUCAGCACGCUGGAGACCGACCUGGGCAAGGCCAAGGACGUCAACGAGCGCAUGGUGCGCGGGCACAGCGAGCGCGACGUGGACCUGGAGCGGUACCGGGAGCGCGUGCAGGCGCUGCUGGAGCGCUGGCAGGCCGUGCUGGCCCAGGCCGACCUGCGGCAGCGCGAGCUGGACCAGCUGGGCCGCCAGCUGGGCUACUACCGGCAGAGCUGCGACGCGCUGCGCCAGUGGAUCCGCGACGCCCGGCAGCGCCAGGAGGGCAUCCAGGCCGUGCCCAUCACCGACAGCCAGGCCGUGCGCCAGCAGCUGCUGCAGGAGAAGAAACUGCUGGAGGAGUGUGAGCAGCACAAGGAGCAGGUGGAGGAGUGCCAGCGCUACGCCAAGCAGUACAUCGACGCCAUCAAGGACUACGAGCUGCAGCUGGUGAGCUUCAAGGCACAGGUGGAGCCGGUGGCAUCGCCGGCCAAGAAGCCCAAGGUGCAGUCGGCGUCGGACAGCAUCAUCCAGGAGUACGUGGACCUGCGGACGCAGUUCAGCGAGCUGACCACGCUCACCACCCAGUACAUCAAGUUCAUCACCGAGACGCUGCGGCGGCUGGAGGACGAGGAGAAAGCCGCCGAGAAGCUGAAAGAGGAGGAGAGGAAGCGGCUGGCGGAGGUGGAGGCGCAGCUGGAGAAGCAGCGGCAGCUGGCCGAGGCCCACGCCAAAGCCAAGGCGCAGGCGGAGGCGGAGGCGAGGGAGCUGCAGCUCCGCAUGCAGGAGGAGGUCACCCGGCGGGAGGUGGUGGCCGUGGAUGCCGAGCAGCAGAAGCAGAACAUCCAGCAGGAGCUGAUGCAGCUGCGGCAGAACUCGGACCACCAGAUCAAGGCCAAGGUGAAGCUGAUCGAGGAGGCUGAGUACAACCGCAAGAAAGUGGAGGAGGAGAUCCGCCUCAUCCGCCUGCAGCUGGAGAGCACCGAGAGGCAGCGGGAGGGCGCGGAGACGGAGCUGCAGGAGCUGCGGGCGCGCGCCGAGGAGGCCGAGCGGCAGAAGCGGCAGGCGCAGGAGGAGGCCGAGCGCCUGCGCCGGCAGGUGAAGGAGGAGAGCCAGAAGAAGCGGGAGGCGGAGGAGGAGCUGAAGCGCAAGGUGCAGGCCGAGCGCGAAGCGGCGCGGGAGAAGCAGAAGGCGGUGGCGGACCUGGAGCAGCUGCGGCUGCAGGCGGAGGAGGCCGAGCGACGCAUGCGGCAGGCGGAGGCUGAGAAGGACCGGCAGAUCCAGGUGGCCCAGGAGGUGGCCCAGCGCAGCGCCGAGGCCGAGCUGCAGAGCAAGAGGCUCUCCUUCGCCGAGAAGACGGCGCAGCUGGAGCUGUCGCUGCAGCAGGAGCACGAUGUGGUGGCCCAGCUGCAGGAGGAGGCCGAGCGGCUGAAGAAGCAGCAGCUGGAGGCGGAGCGCUCGCGGGAGGAGGAUGAGAAGGAGCUGGAGCGCUGGCGGCAGAAGGCCAACGAGGCGCUGCGCCUGCGCUUGCAGGCCGAAGAGGUGGCCCACAAGAAGUCGCUGGCGCAGGAGGAGGCCGAGAAGCAGAAGGAGGACGCGGAGCGCGAGGCCCGCAAGCGCGCCAAGGCGGAGGAGGCGGCCCUGCGGCAGAAGGAGCUGGCGGAGGAAGAGCUGGAAAAGCAGCGGGAGCUGGCAGAGGGCACGGCCCAGCAGAAGCUGGCGGCGGAGCAGGAGCUGAUCCGGCUGAAGGCAGAGAUGGAGAACGGGGAGCAGCAGCGCCUGCUCCUGGAGGAAGAGCUCUCGCGGCUGAAGGGCGAGGUAAACGAGGCCAUCCAGAGGAGAAAAGAGCUGGAGGAGGAGCUGGCCAAGCUGCGGGCAGAGAUGGAGAUCCUGCUGGAGAGCAAGGCCAAGACAGAGGAGGAGUCGCGCUCCAGCAGCGAGAAGUCCAAGCAGCGGCUGGAGGCGGAGGCCAACAAGCUGCGGGAGCUGGCCGAGGAGGCCGCCCGCCUGCGCGCCCUCUCCGAGGAGGCCAAGCGGCAGCGGCAGCUGGGGGGGGGCGAGGCCAGCCGGCAACGGGCCGAGGCCGAGCGCAUCCUGAAGGAGAAGCUGGCGGCCAUCAACGAGGCCUCGCGGCUGAAGGCGGAGGCGGAGAUCGCGCUGAAGGAGAAGGAGGCCGAGAACGAGCGGCUGCGGCGGCUGGCCGAGGACGAGGCCUACCAGCGCAAGCUGCUGGAGGAGCAGGCGGCCCAACACAAGCAGGACAUCGAGGAGAAGAUCGCCCUGCUGAAGCGCUCCUCAGAGAGCGAGCUGGAGAGGCAGAAGGGGCUGGUGGAGGACACCCUGCGGCAGCGGCGGCAAGUGGAGGAGGAGAUCCGCGCCCUCAAGGCCAGCUUCAGAGCCCUCAAGGCCAGCUUCGAGAGGGCCUCGGCCGGCAAGAGCGAGCUGGAGCGGGAGCUGAACCGCAUCCGCGGGGAGGCGGAGGAGGUGCAGCGCAGCCGGGAGCAGGCGGAGCGCGAGGCCGAGCGGCAGCGGGCGCUGGCGCUGGAGGAGGAGGGCCGGCGGCGCGAGGCCGAGGAGAAGGUGCAGGCCAUCCUGGCGGCCGAGGAGGAGGCCGGGCGGCAGCGGCGGCGGGGGGGGGGGGGGGGGGGGGGGGGGGGGGGGGGGGGGGGGGGGGGGGGGCGGGUGCAGGCGGAGCAGGCGGCCCUGCGGCAGAAGCAGCUGGCCGACGCCGAGAUGGAGAAGCACAAGAAGUUCGCCGAGCAGACGCUGCGGCAGAAGGCGCAGGUGGAGCAGGAGCUGACCAAGGUGAAGCUGCAGCUGGAUGAGACCGACCACCAGAAGGGCAUCCUGGACGAGGAGCUGCAGAGGCUGAAGGAGGAGGUGACCGACGCCGUCCGGCAGAAGGCCCAAGUGGAGGAGGAGCUCUUCAAGGUCCGGGUGCAGAUGGAGGAGCUGGCCAAGCUGAAGAGCCGCAUUGAGGAGGAGAACAAGGCGCUGAUCCUCAAGGACAAGGACAACACGCAGAAGUUCCUGGCGGAGGAGGCGGAGAAGAUGAAGCAGGUGGCGGAGGAGGUGGCCCGGCUGAGCGUGGAGGCGCAGGAGGCCGCCCGCAUGCGGCAGCUGGCCGAGGACGACCUGGCGCAGCAGCGGGCGCUGGCGGAGAAGAUGCUGAAGGAGAAGAUGCAGGCGGUGCAGGAGGCGACGCGGCUGCGGGCUGAGGCCGAAAUGCUGCAGAAGCAGAAGGAUCUGGCGCAGGAGCACGCCAAGAAGCUGCAGGAGGACAAGGAGCAGAUGCAGCAGCGCCUGGCCGAGGAGACCGAGGGCUUCCAGAAGACGCUGGAGGCCGAGCGCCGGCGGCAGCUGGACAUCACGGCCGAGGCCGAGCGCCUCAAGCUGCAAGUGGCCGAGAUGAGCAUGGCCCAGGCCAAGGCUGAGGAGGAAGCCAAGCGGUUCAAGAAGCAGGCGGAGGAGAUCAGCGAGAGGCUGCACGAGACUGAGCUGGCCACGCAGGAGAAGAUGACGAUGGUGCACACCCUGGAGAUCCAGCGGCACCAGAGCGACGAGGACGCGGAAAAGCUGCGGAAGGCCAUCGCCGACCUGGAGAAGGAGAAGGAGAAGCUGAAGCAGGAGGCGGCGCUGCUGCAGCAGAAGGCAGAGGAGAUGCAGGUGGCCCAGCAGGCUCAGCUCCGUCAGGAGACGCAGCUCCUCCAGCAGAGCUUCCUGACGGAGAAAGAUGCCCUGCUGCAGAAGGAGAAGUUCAUUGAGGAGGAGAAAUCGAAGCUGGAGAAGCUCUUUAAGGAUGAGGUGAACAAAGCCCAGAACCUGAAGGCAGAGCAGGAGCGGCAGCAGCAGGAGAUGGAGCAGGAGAAGCAGCAGUUGAAAGCUAUGUUAGACGAAGCCAAGAAGCAUCAGAAGGAAGCUGAGGAAAACGUCCGGCACAAGCAGGAGGAGCUACAGCAGCUGGAGAGGCAGCGACAGCAGCAGGAGAAACUUCUGGAAGAAGAGAACAAGAAGCUGAGGGAGAGGCUGGAGCAGAUGCAGGAGGAGUACAAGGCUGCCCUGGCCCAGAGACGGGAGAUCAUGAUCCAGACCGACGACCUGCCCGGGGAGGCGGUUACGACGACGCAGCUGCUGGACAUCAAGGCUGUGCCCAACGGCCGGGAUGCAAUGGACGGCUUAGCCCAGAACGGGGAGCCGGAGUUCGCCUUUGACGGCAUCCGGCAGAAGGUGUCAGCAGAGAAGCUGGCUGAUGCCGGCAUUCUGAGCAGAGAGAGCUUAGACAAGUUGGCGAAGGGUGUUGUGAGCGUGGGCGAGCUCUCUCAGAGGGAGGAUGUCAGGAAGUACCUGCAGGGCAAGAGCAGCAUUGCUGGCUUGCUGAUCAAGCCCUCCAACCAGAAGAUGAGCAUCUACGAAGCCAUGAAGAAGAAGCUGCUCAGCCCAGGCACGGCGCUGGUGCUCCUGGAGGCACAGGCUGCUUCUGGCUUCAUCAUCGACCCGGUGCGCAACGUGAGGCUCUCGGUGAACGAGGCGGUGCGGGAAGGAGUGAUCGGGCCGGAGCUGCACAACAAGAUGCUGUCGGCCGAGCGCGCUGUCACCGGCUACAAGGACCCCUACACGGGUGACAAGAUCUCCCUGUUCCAGGCCAUGCAGAAGGAUCUCAUCGUCAGGGACCACGGCAUCCGCCUGCUGGAGGCCCAGAUCGCCACCGGCGGCAUCAUCGACCCCGUGCACAGCCACCGCCUGCCCGUGGAGGUGGCCUACGAGCGCGGCUACUUCAACCAGGAGAUGAACCAGAUCCUGUCUGACCCCGGCGACGACACCAAGGGCUUCUUCGACCCCAACACCCAUGAGAACCUGACGUACCUGCAGCUCAUGGAGCGGUGCGUGACUGACCCGGACACGGGGCUGUGCCUCCUGCCACUCACUGACCAAGCAGCCAAAUCUCGAGAGCUGGUCUACACUGACAAGGAAGCCAAGGAUGUCUUCAAGAAGGCCACAGUGACAGCGCCGUUCGGCAAGUUCCAAGGGAAGACGAUGACCAUCUGGGAGCUCAUCAACUCCGAAUACUUCACCGAGGACCAAAGGCGGGACCUGAUCCAGCAGUACAGGACUGGCAAGAUCACGGUGGAGAAGAUCAUCAAGAUCGUCAUCACGGUUGUGGAGGAAAGCGAGAAAAAGGGCCAGAUGUGCUUUGAGGGCCUGCGGGGCCCUGUGCCCGCUGCCGAGCUGCUCGAGAGCAAGAUCAUCAACAAGGACCUCUACAACCAGCUGCACCAGGGCAAGAAGUCUGUAAAGGAGGUGGCAGAGAUGGAUUCCGUACGGCAGUACCUGAAGGGCACAGAUGCCAUCGCCGGCGUCCUGGUGGAGUCCACGGGCCAGAAGCUCAGCUUCUACGAGGCCCUGAAGAGAAACCUGCUGAAGCCAGAGGUUGCCCUGUCCCUGCUGGAGGCUCAAGCUGCCACCGGCUACAUCAUUGACCCCGUGGGCAACAAGCUCUUCUCUGUGGAUGAGGCAGUGAAGGCCGAGGUGGUGGGGCCAGAGUUCCACGAGAAGCUGCUGUCGGCAGAGAAGGCAGUGACUGGCUACAAGGAUCCCUACACGGGUCAGACGGUUUCCCUCUACCAAGCGCUCCAGAAGGGCCUCAUCCCCAGCGACACCGGGCUGCGGCUGCUGGACGUCCAGCUCGCCACUGGUGGCAUCAUCGACCCUGUCAACAGCCACCGGCUCCCGCUUGAGGUCGCCUACAAGCGCGGCUACUUCGACCCAGAGAUAAACAAAGCUCUGGCCGAGUUCCGAGACGAUGCCAGGGCUUUCUACUGUCCCAACACCCAGGAGCACCUCGCCUAUGCCCAGCUGCAGAAGACUUGCCACCGCGACAAGCACACUGGCCUGUGCCUGCUGCCCCUGUCCGACGAGGCGAUCCAGUCCCAGCAGGAGGAGGUCUACACCGACAGCCAGGCCAAGGAGUGCUUUGACAAAGCCACCAUCGAGGUCCCGGUGGGUAGCAUGAAGGGCCAGACAAUGACCAUAUGGGAACUGAUCCACUCUGAAUACUUCACCGAGGAACACAGGCGCGAGCUGCUCCGGCAGUACAAGACUGGCAAAGUGACAAUCGAGAAGAUCAUCAAGAUUGUGAUCACCAUCAUCGAGGAGGCAGAGACCAAAAAGCAGGAGAAGCUGACGUUCAGUGGUCUGCGGGCACCGGUGCCAGCCAGCGAGCUGCUGGAGUCCCGCAUCAUCAGCAAAACCCAGUACGAGCAGCUGAAGGAAGGCAAGAAAUCGGUGAAGGACCUCUCUGAGACCGACGCGGUGAGGAGAUUCCUGCAUGGCAGUGACUGCAUUGCCGGUGUCUACGUGGAGGCCACCAAGGAGAAGCUGAACAUCUAUGAGGCCAUGAAGAGGAACCUGCUGAGGCCCAGCACUGCCGUGGUCCUCCUGGAAGCCCAGGCAGCCACUGGGUUCCUGAUCGACCCCGUGAAGAACCGCAAGCUGUACGUCAACGAGGCGGUGAAGGCCGGCAUCGUCGGGCCUGAGCUGCACGAGAAGCUGCUGUCGGCUGAGAAGGCUGUCACGGGCUACAAGGAUCCCUACUCGGGCGAUACCAUCUCCCUGUUCCAGGCCAUGAAGAAAGGGCUGAUCGUCAAGGAGCACGGCAUCCGCCUGCUGGAGGCCCAGAUCGCCACCGGCGGCAUCAUCGACCCCGUGCACAGCCACCGCCUGCCCGUGGAGGUGGCCUACAAGCGCGGCUACUUGGACGAGGAGAUGAACCGGACCCUCUCCGACCCCACUGAUGACACCAAGGGCUUCUUCGACCCCAACACUCAGGAGAACCUCACCUACGUGCAGCUGAAGGAGAGGUGCAUCGAGGAUCCCGAAACGGGCCUGUACCUGCUGCCUCUGCGGGAGCCCGAGAAGCCGAAGGUGGUGGAAACCACUCACAUGUACACGGAAGCAGAGACGCGGAAGGUGUUUGAGGAGACGCAGGUGGACAUCCCCGUGGGCAGCCGGGCGGGCUCCUCCAUGUCGCUGUGGGAGAUCAUGCACUCGGACCUGCUGCCCGAGGAGCAGCGCAAACAUCUCAUGGAGGAGUUCCAGUCGGGCCGCGUGUCCAAGGAGCGCAUGAUCAUCAUCAUCAUCGAGAUCAUCGAGAAGACCGAGAUCAUUCGGCAGCAGAAUCUCACGUCCUACGACUACAUCCGGCGCCGCAUCACAGCCGAGGACCUCUACGAGGCCAAGAUUAUCUCACAGGACAUCUACAACCUGCUGAAACAGGGCUCCAAAACCUUCCGGGAGCUCCUGGACGUGGAGACCGUCUGGAAGUACCUUUACGGGUCGGGCUGCGUGGCUGGCAUCUACAUCCCCUCCUCCAAGCAGACGCUCAGUGUCUACCAGGCGCUGAAGAAGGGGCUCAUCAACCCCGAAGUGGCCCGCUCCCUCCUGGAGGCCCAGGCAGCCACCGGUUUCAUGAUCGACCCCACGAAGAAUGAAAUGCUGACCGUGGACGAGGCGGUCAGGAAGGGCGUGGUGGGGCCGGAGAUCCACGACCGGCUCCUGUCCGCAGAGAGGGCCGUGACCGGCUACAGAGACCCGUACAGCGAACAGAAGAUUUCCCUCUUCCAGGCCAUGAAGAAGGAUCUCAUUCCCAGCGAAGAGGCCCUCAAACUCCUGGACGCCCAGAUCGCCACCGGCGGCGUGAUUGACCCACACCUGGGCUUCCACCUGCCGCUGGAGGUGGCCUACCAGCGGGGCUUCAUCAACAAGGAGACGUACGACAUGCUGUCGGAGCCCAGCGAGGUGCGCAGCUACGUGGACCCCUCCACAGACGAGAAGCUCAGCUACACGCAGCUGCUGCGGCGCUGCCGCAAGGACGAGAGCUCCGGGCUCCUGCUGCUCCCGCUCUGCGACACGCGGAAGCUCACGUUCCGCGGGCUGCGGAAGCAGAUCACCGUGGAGGAGCUGGUCCUUUCGCAGGUGAUGGACGAAGCCACAGCCCAGCGCCUCCAGGAGGGCCUCACCUCUGUUGAGGAGGUCUCCAAGAACCUGAAGAAGUUCCUGGAGGGCACCAGCUGCAUCGCUGGUGUGUUCGUGGACUCCACAAAGGAGCGUCUGUCCAUCUACCAGGCCAUGAAGAAGGGGAUCAUCCGGCCUGGCACUGCCUUCGAGCUCCUGGAGGCGCAGGCGGCCACAGGCUACGUGAUUGACCCCAUCAAGGGCCUCAAGCUGACGGUGGAGGAAGCCGUGCGCAUGGGCAUCGUGGGCCCCGAGUUCAAGGACAAGCUGCUCUCUGCCGAGAGGGCUGUCACCGGCUACCGGGACCCCUACACCGGCAAGCUCAUCUCGCUCUUCCAGGCUAUGAAGAAGGGUCUGAUCCUGAAGGACCACGGGAUCCGCCUGCUGGAGGCACAGAUCGCCACCGGCGGCAUCAUUGACCCCGAGGAGAGCCACCGCCUGCCCGUGGAGGUGGCCUACAAGAGGGGCCUCUUCGAUGAGGAGAUGAACGAGAUCCUGCUGGACCCCAGCGACGACACCAAGGGCUUCUUCGACCCCAACACGGAGGAGAACCUCACCUACCUGCAGCUCAUGGAGCGGUGCAUCACAGACCCAGAGACUGGCCUCUGCCUCCUGCCUCUGAAGGAGAAGAAGCGCGAGAGGAAAACCUCAUCCAAGUCCUCUGUCCGCAAGCGCCGGGUGGUGAUCGUUGACCCGGAGACAGGCAAGGAGAUGUCCGUGUACGAAGCCUAUCGCAAGGGCCUCAUCGACCACCAGACUUACCUGGAGCUGUCAGAGCAGGAGUGCGAGUGGGAGGAGAUCACCACCUCCUCCUCCGAUGGCGUGGUGAAGUCAAUGAUCAUCGACAGGCGCUCGGGGCGCCAGUACGACAUCGACGAUGCCAUUGGCAAGGGGCUGAUUGACCAGUCGGCCCUGGACCAGUACCGCUCGGGCACCCUCUCCAUCACCGAGUUUGCCGACAUGCUCUCUGGCAACAUGGGUGGCUUCCGGUCACGGUCGUCCUCAGUCGGAUCCUCCUCCUCCUACACUGUCAGCCCAGCUCUGUCGCGGACCCAGAUCUCCAUGUGGACUGACCCAACUGAAGAGACCGGGCCGGUGGCGGGAAUCCUGGACACGGACACUCUGGAGAAGGUGUCCAUCACGGAGGCCAUGCGCCGCAACCUGGUGGACAACAUCACGGGGCAGCGGCUGCUGGAAGCCCAGGCCUGCACCGGCGGCAUCAUCGACCCCAACACCGGUGACAAGUGCACCGUCGCCGACGCGGUCACCAAGGGCCUGGUUGACAAGAUCAUGGUGGACCGCAUCAACCUGGCGCAGAAGGCCUUCUACGGCUUCGAGGACCCGCGGACCAAGACGAAGAUGUCGGCGGCGCAGGCUCUGAAGAAGGGCUGGCUGUACUACGAGGCCGGGCAGCGGUUCCUGGAGGUGCAGUACUUGACGGGGGGCCUGAUCGAGCCCGACGCCCCGGGCCGCGUCUCCCUGGACGAGGCGCUGCAGAAGGGCACCAUCGACGCACGGACUGCCCAGAAGCUGCGCGAUGUCAACACCUAUUCCAAGUACCUCACCUGCCCUAAGACCAAGCUCAAGAUCUCCUACAAGGACGCCAUGGACCGGAGCAUGAUCGAGGACGGGACCGGCCUGCGGCUGCUGGAGGCCUCCUCCCAGUCCAGCAAGGGCUACUACAGCCCCUACAACAUCAGCAGCGCCGGCUCCGCCUCGGGAUCGCGCUCGGGCUCCCGCACCGGCUCCCGUGCAGGCUCCCGGCGCGGCAGCUUCGACGCCACAGGCUCCAGCUUCUCCAUGACCUUCUCUUCCUCCUCCUACUCCUCCUCGAGUUUCGGGCGCAGAUACGCGGGUGUUACCCAGGGCAUCGUGGAGGUGGCUGCCCUCGCCCUCGCCCCGGCCGCAUCCAGAAGCUGCGGGUGGGAGGCGAGCAGGGAGUGCCCCGGGCUGUGCGAGCCCCUGCUCCACGCGGCCUGAGGGCUGCCAGCCCCCCGAGGCGCCGCCUCACCCGCUCCGCAUGUGGCAACGCUGCUGGCUAAUCACUAGUAUUUUUUUUUUUUAAUUUUGAACCUCCACUCUUCUCCCAAAGCAGUGCCUCAAGUUUAACCAAAAAAAAAAAAAAAGACAA
Molecule: messenger RNA, 10692 nt
Organism: Ficedula albicollis (Collared flycatcher)
Lineage: Eukaryota; Metazoa; Chordata; Aves; Passeriformes; Muscicapidae
Gene: PLEC
Product: plectin
Biological process (GO): intermediate filament cytoskeleton organization; hemidesmosome assembly; wound healing
Cellular component (GO): intermediate filament; hemidesmosome; focal adhesion
Molecular function (GO): structural constituent of muscle; cadherin binding; structural constituent of cytoskeleton
Source: RefSeq, a predicted model, not a curated record